Messenger RNA from Closterium sp. Naga37s-1, 1056 nucleotides. The record is from the annotation of a GenBank genome assembly. NCBI's taxonomy places the organism in Eukaryota, Viridiplantae, Streptophyta, Zygnematophyceae, Desmidiales, Closteriaceae.
AUGCGUUGGGUAGUCUGGCUUUCCAUCACUUCCAUCACCCCGUCCCAUUCUCCCGCUUUCCAUCACCCCGCCCCAUUCUCCCUCCGUCCAUCACCCCGCCCCAUUCUCCCUCCUUCCAUCCCCCCGCCCCAUUCUCCCGCUUUCCAUCACCCCGCCCCAUUCUCCCGCUUUCCAUCACCCCGCCCCAUUCUCCCGCUUUCCGUCACCCCGCCACAUUCUCCUGCUUUCCAACACCCCGCCCCAUUCUCCCGCUUUCCAUCACCCCGCCCCAUUCUCCCUCCUUCCAUCACUCCUCCCCAUUCUCCCGCUUUCCAUCACCCCGCCCCAUUCUCCCGCUUUCCAUCACCCCGCCCCAUUCUCCUGCUUUCCAUCACCCCGCCCCAUUCUCCUGCUUUCCAUCACCUUGCCCCAUUCUCCCGCUUUCCAUCACCCCGCCCCAUUCUCCCGCUUUCCAUCACCCCGCCCCAUUCACCCGCUUUCCAUCACCCCACCCCAUUCUCCCGCUUUCCAUCACCCCGCCCCAUUCUCCCGCUUUCCAUCACCCCGCCCCAUUCUCCCGCUUUCCGUCACCCCGCCCCAUUCUCCCGCUUUCCAUCACCCCGCCCCGUUCUCCCGCUUUCCAUCACCCCGCCCCUUUCUCCCUCCUUCCAUCACCCCGCCCCAUUCUCCCGCUUUCCAUCACCCCGCCCCAUUCUCCUGCUUUCCAUCACCCCGCCCCAUUCUCCCGCUUUCCAUCACCCCGCCCCAUUCACCCGCUUUCCAUCACCCCGCCCCAUUCUCCCGCUUUCCAUCACCCCGCCCCAUUCUCCCGCUUUCCAUCACCCCGCCCCAUUCUCCCGCUUUCCAUCACCCCGCCCCAUUCUCCCUCCUUCCAUCACCCCGCCCCAUUCUCCCGCUUUCCAUCACCCCGCCCCAUUCUCCCGCUUUCCAUCAUCCCGCCCCAUUCUCCCGCUUUCCAUCACCCCACCACAUUCUCCCGCUUUCCAUCACCCCGCCCCAUUCUCCCUGUUGGUGCAACCCUACGGUUUGCACUCGGCUUGUUGUCCGUGUGCGUGA